AGAAGGAAGGCCAAGUGGUGCUGGCACUGCUAUUGCUUGGACAGACCCUUCUGGGUGUUGGUGGGGUGCCCAUCCAGCCCUUUGGCAUUUCAUAUAUUGAUGAUUUUGCCAGUAGGAACAACUCACCUCUCUAUAUAGGAAUCCUCUUUGCUACAACUACCGUUGGUCCCGCCAUAGCCUUCAUUGUGGGCUCGAUCAUGUUACGCUUCUAUGUUGACAUUGACAAAGUUCCUGCAUGAGGAGGCUCCACGCAAGAGCAUUGUAGAAAUGAAUAAGGCAGACAUAAAGGAUCAGCUGAAAAACAAACCUAAAGAUCUAGAAGAUUACACUCUGUGCCAGUUCAUCAAAAUGUUCCCUGUGGUUCUGAUAAGAAAUAUCAAGAAUCCCAUCUUCGUCACUGUCAUCUUUGCUCUGAUCAACCUCUCUGGCAUGAUUGCUGGCUUAGCAACCUUCCUGGCCAAAUUCCUGGAGCGGCAGUUCACCCUGUCAGCAUCUGUGGCCAACAUGAUCAUAGGUGCUGUCAACAUCCCAGGAGCCCUGUUAGGCAUCAUCCUGGGAGGCGUCAUCAUGAAGAACUGCCAACUCAGCCUCAGGCAGGCCACCAUCAUGUGCAUGCUUGGCAUGGGCGUCUGCAUCCUCUUUGACUUGCCCCUCCUGUUCAUGGGUUGCCCUUCGCCACCGGUUGCCGGCCUUGACACUGCAAGUUCUGAAGGUCAACAGCUCGUUGCUGAUUGUAACCAACAGUGUGACUGUUCGCCUUCAGCUUUUAACCCCGUAUGUGGUCAGGAUAACAUUGAAUACGUCUCCCCUUGUUAUGCUGGCUGUUCAGAUCUAAUCUAUAAUUCCCAAACAAAGCAAGUCGAUAAUUACACCAUAUGUAACUGCAUCGUUGUCAAUGGAGCCUUAGGAUAUGCUUCCCCUGGACAGUGCCCUGCUCAGUGUUCCCAGUUCCUGCUGCCUUUUGUGAUGAUUGCCUGCAUCUCUGGAUUCAUGGCGAGCCUCUCCCACACUCCAGCCUUUGUGAUAAUCCUGAGGAAUGUGAAGCCUGAAGACAAGUCCUUUGCCAUUGGAAUACAGUUCCUACUGCUAAGAGUUCUGGCCUGGUUACCUGCACCGGUGCUCUAUGGCAGUGCCAUUGACACGUCCUGCCGUUUGUGGCAGGAGAAGUGUAAUAAGAAAGCGGCCUGCAGAUACUAUGACAACACAUUAUUCCGGUAUAGGUUUGUUGGCAUUCAGAUCUUAUUACGAGUUCUGCUGCUUUGUCGCCUUUUUCAUUCUGUACUUCCUUCCGUCGGCAAGAAGAAACAAGAAAAGAGGAAAAAAUCGUACCAGCUCUCCAGAGCGUGGCUCGAGUCCCGCGGAUUCCUGCUCAGGAACCUCAAUUGA
This is a messenger RNA of Sceloporus undulatus (fence lizard), 1386 nucleotides long. RefSeq names its product solute carrier organic anion transporter family member 2B1 (gene SLCO2B1). The record is from RefSeq and is a predicted model, not a curated record. Gene Ontology annotation, biological process: sodium-independent organic anion transport; transmembrane transport; bile acid and bile salt transport. The transcript has 10 exons. Lineage: Eukaryota; Metazoa; Chordata; Lepidosauria; Squamata; Phrynosomatidae. Gene Ontology annotation, cellular component: membrane. Gene Ontology annotation, molecular function: bile acid transmembrane transporter activity; protein binding. The coding region runs from base 211 to 1386 and encodes 391 amino acids.